AUUAUUUCACAUGGUAUCAGAGCCUAAAUUUUUUCUCUCUCCUUAACCCUCGUUCGAUCUAGGCCUUCGGCCGCUGCCUUCUCUUCCGCCGAAACCAUGGCUUCCACCACUGAAAUUUCUUCCUCCUCCAUGGAUGCCUUCACUGCUGCUUCUACCUCCUCGACUAUGGCGCCGGUUUCUGCCCCUUUUACCGACGCAGCCGUGGUCCUCACUAGCGCCUCUGUCUCCUUGACCGAGCCGCCGCCAGUGAUUUCUUCUCAACCGGGAUCAUCUUUGCACACUGCCGGUUCCCCUAUUGUUACGGAUGGUCCGUACUCUCUGUUUCACACCAUCCCUUCGGUACUCCCAUGGCAGCUACCGGUCAUUCCUGCUGCCGGCAGUCUCUUCUCAACUCCGGUACCGUCUACCGCGCAACCGCUACACCCCACCCCUGGCAGUUUUGGUUCAACAUUUUUCGGUGCUCCUGGGAUAUCUCGGCCGCAUGAUCCCUCCCUAUUUCAGUCUCCGAUGGCAGUGGUUUCUCAAUCCAUCUCACCGGCCAACAACGUUACUCAAAUUGUUACUAUUAAGCUUAAAGCUGUGGAAGAUUACAUCACCUGGCGCACUCAAUUCGAAGCUUUCCUCGUCUCUCAAGGUGUGUUUGGUUUCUUGGAUGGUUCCACAAAGGUACCUCCGAUGUACACGAUUGACUUUAAUAAUCAUCAAAUAAUUAAUACGGAGUAUCAUCACUGGUUAAGGGUUGAUCAAACAAUUCGUUCUUGGAUUUUUGCUACUCUUACUCGUGAUGUAUUAAUUGAUGUCCAUGAACUUAAACACUCCUUUGAGAUUUGGGAAAGAUUGCAAAAUCGUUUUCGUUCUGCUAGUCUGGCUAGAGCAAUGACACUUAGGCGUUUAUUGUCUAAUGUGAAAAAGAAGGAAAAUCAGUCUAUGGAAAAUUAUUUAAGAGAAAUUCAUGCAUUAGUAAGCGAAUUAGCUACAAUAAAUUCUCCUGUGUCCGAUAAAGAAGUUCUUCAAACCACACUUAUGGGGCUCGGACCAGAAUAUGAAUCCACCAUGGGCACUAUUUCCCUUUUUCCCGAUAAUUUCCCGCCAGACAUUCUUCACCGGAGCUUGUUAGAAGCCGAACAGAGGGUCCUAUAUCUUCGUCAGCAAAAUACUCCGCCUGCUUACCAAGCUUUCGGUGUCCAAGAUCGAGACAGAGCCCCACAUGGAGGCCGCGGUGGCCGCGGCAGGGGUGGCCGUGGAAGAAACGGCCGCGGCAGAGGCCGUGGUUACCACCAGUACGGCCAGCAACCGGGCCACGGGCAGCAGCAGUCAGCUCCGCAGCAGGGCCAGCAACCGGGACAGCACCAUCAGCAGGGGUUCGGCCAGCAACAACUGAGACCUCCGAAUGCAGGUGCCAUGAGUAAUUCUGUUUUGUCCACCUUAAAUACUAAUGCUAUAUUAUAUUGUGGUACUAAUGUUAAAUCUGCAGGCUCUUCAUCAACUGAGGGAAUUCUUGGGGCAAUUCCCCCACCCGUUGUGUGUCAAAUCUGUUUUUCUGCAGGCCAUUCUGCAAUCAACUGUCCCUCUCGUUUUUCUCCAUCUACUGCACCUGUUCUUCUCACCGGUCAAGCUAAUGAAGCUCUGUGGUAUCCAGACACUGGUGCUUCUGCUCAUAUGACUUCCUCUGAAGGACAAAAUUUCGGGGGCGGUUCUUCUUCGGGCAACAACUAAUGGCCAUCUCUAUCCUCUCAGCCUGAGUCCACCAUCUAGCCUAGCUUUAUCUUCAGUCCUCACCACCGGCCCUGUGUGGCAUCGUAGAUUAGGUCAUUGUGGUGAAAAUAUUUUACGUAUUUUAAGUGGUCAAAAACGCAUAUGUAAUAGCUCUAGUUUUUCCCAUGACUGUAUUUCUUGCCGGUUAGGCAAGUCUCAACGAUUACCCUUUUCAGAUGCUAUUCACACUUCUUCCUCUAUUUUACAAUUAAUUCAUUCUGAUGUGUGGCAAUCUCCUGUUCUUUCUAAUUUAGGGUUUAAAUAAUAUGUCUGCUUUAUUGAUGAUUUUUCUCGUUUUACAUGGAUUUACCCAUUACGUCAUAAAAGCGAGGUUUUUGACUCUUUUAAAAUUUUUAAAUCUUUAGUUGAAAAUCUUUUUAACUCUAGAAUUAAAAUUUUUCAAAGUGAUGGAGGGGGUGAGUUUGUUAAUUCUCAUAUGCAGCAAUUUUUUGAUACUCAUGGAAUUUAUUUUCAAAAAUCUUGCCCUCACACUCCUCAACAAAAUGGGCUUGCUGAACGUAAACAUCGUCAUCUACUUGAACUAACUAGAACUAUGCUUAUUGAGGCAUCUCUUCCUAGUCAUUUUUGGGUUGAUGCGUUGUUUACGGCUGUAUAUAUUAUUAACAGAUUACCCACUCCAACGUUGUCUGGUCACUCUCCUUAUGAAAAACUUUUUCAAAAAUCUCCUGAUUAUUCCCUUUUACGUGUCUUUGGUUGUGCGUGUUUUCCAAAUAUUUCUGCCAGUUCCUCCAAUAAACUUUCUCCCCGAUCCAUUCAAUGUGUUUUUCUAGGAUAUGCAUCUGGUUAUAAAGGUUAUCGUUGUCUUGAUCCUCAAACCGGAAAAGUAUACAUAAGUCGGCAUGUGCGUUUUUGUGAAAAUAUUUUUCCGUACACCACUUUGACCUCUACUAUGCAUAACACGCCUUCUACCUCCCAAACUCCUCUCCCUAUUUCCUCCUGGAGCCGAUCAGACUUACUCCCAAAGGACCAUCCCCGACCUGCUCUCUUACCUCUUCCUCAGAAUCCUCGGCCCAUCCCAAACCAGCCACCUCAGUCCCGCCAUACGGCCUGUCCGACCACCCCAACCUCAAACCCCAUCCCGGUCAGCUCUCCAGUCCGGAACACCUCGCUACACCGGACACCAAGCAGCUCGAGCUCUCCUCGGCUGAGUCCAGUCCACCGACCAGCCCUGUAUCUGACCCCACUCCAUUUCAGCCGAACAACCCACCUAUCACCCCAUCUACAAACCCACUGCCCAGCCCCGCACCUGAGCCCGAACAGCACCCCCCUUCCCCGGUUAAUGUCCACCCGAUGCAAACUCGGGCGAAAUCUGGAAUUUUUAAACCAAAAACUAUUUUUAAUUUAAACACGGUUGUUCUUUCAGCAGAUCCUACUUGUUUUUCUGAGGCAAAUAAACACUUGAUAUGGCGUAAGGCUAUGGCUGAGGAAUUUAAUGCACUUAUUGCUAACAACACUUGGGAUUUGGUACCUUUUGAUAACUCUAAAAAUAUUGUUGGCUCUAAGUGGAUUUAUAAGACAAAAUUUCUUUCAGAUGGGUCUAUUGAGCGCCACAAGGCACGGUUAGUUGCUCAGGGGUUUAAUCAGCAGGCUGGUGUAGAUUUUUCUGAAACGUUUAGUCCUGUUAUUAAACCCACCACUGUUCGUACUGUUCUCACUUUAGCUAUUUCAUUCGGGUGGGUUAUGCGUCAGCUUGAUGUUAAAAAUGCUUUUCUUCAUGGUCAUCUUACUGAAGAAGUUUAUAUGCGUCAGCCGCGGGGUUUUAUUCAUCCUCAGUAUCCUCAUCAUUUAUGUCGUCUGCGCAAGGCUAUUUAUGGUCUUAAGCAGGCCCCGCGGGCAUGGUUUCAUAAGUUCAGUAGUUUCCUACUUUCUCAUAACUUUUUAUGUAGUAAGUCGGAUAACUCUCUAUUCAUUUACCGCCAGGGCACUUCGAUUAUUUAUUUGUUACUAUAUGUGGAUGACAUUAUUAUUACUGGCAAUUCAUCAUCUGUUGUCACUCAGUUCAUUCAUCUUAUUGCUCACCAUUUUUCCAUGAAAGACUUGGGUGAUCUUCAUUAUUUUCUUGGCAUUCAGGCCAUUCGUAAUCCUAAAGGUUUGUUUCUCUCCCAGCAGAAAUAUGUCUCUGACCUUUUAUCUCGCUUUCAUUUACACACUGUCAAGUCAGUUCGCACUCCCCUUGCGUCUCGUACUUCAUUAUCUCUCACUGAUGGCGAGCUACUUGCAGAUGCGACUGAGUAUCGCAGUAUGGUAGGUGCAUUACAGUAUUUAACUUUGACAAGACCUGAUAUUACUUAUGCAGUGCAUUUAGUCUCUCAGUUUAUGCAUGCCCCACGCACUACUCACCUUUUUGCUGUCAAAAGGAUUUUUAGAUAUUUGCAGGGUACCAUUGAUCAUGGUUUGUGGCUUCAGCCCACACCAAAGGCGACUUGCAUUAUAGCAUACUCGGAUGCAGAUUGGGCUGGGUGUCCCGACACGUCUCGGUCCACCACGGGUUAUGCUGUUUUUCUAGGACCCAAUCUCGUGUCUUGGAAAUCCAAGAAGCAGCCUACUGUCUCCAAAUCCUCUACAGAAGCAGAGUAUCGUGCUAUUGCUUACACGGUGCAGGACACACUUCAUAUUCGGUCCAUUCUGUUCGAGGUUGGAUUUACUGUCACGGCCCCAGUUCGUCUGUUCUGCGACAACAUCUCUGCUUCCUACUUGACAGCGAAUCCUGUUCAACAUGCUCGGAGCAAGCAUAUUCAGAUUGAUUAUCACUUUGUUCGUGAACGCGUGGCUCAUGGUGAUCUUGUCGUUAAAUAUGUGCCUACUAGUCUUCAACUGGCUGAUAUAUUUACUAAGAGUCUCUCUAGUCAGCAAUUUCAUUUUUUAAAGGACAACCUGCGCGUUGUAUCUCCCGCACAGUUUGAGGGGGUGUAAUAGCCUAAUAUUAAAUUAGGUAAUAGCCUAAUGUUAAUUUAGGAAUAAUUUGUAUUCUUGGAAACUCUUAUUAUUAUAAAUAUACCUGCCAGGUACCCUAUUGGGGUAACCUUUCC
Cuscuta epithymum is the source of this 4805-nucleotide messenger RNA. NCBI's taxonomy places the organism in Eukaryota, Viridiplantae, Streptophyta, Magnoliopsida, Solanales, Convolvulaceae. The record is from the annotation of a GenBank genome assembly.